UAAAAAUAUCUCUUUUCCCGAUAUUUUUUUUACAGAAUUUUCAUUGUUAAAUCCUAAAUUCUUUUCCGGUAUGUACUAACUCUCGUUGCUCUAUGUUGGCGAUACUUUUAGCGACAAUACCGACUAUUGUAAUUAUAUGGUUAUGUUUUUUAGACCUGGGAAUGGCAGGGGUCAUUUGCUUCUCGAAUUUGUAAUUUACUGUGUUUGUGAAUUGGGUAUGGACUGUCACAUGUAUUUGUGAAAUUAUUUUUAAGUUUGUGAGGACUGUGCUUGCAUUUGGGCCAUUGUCAACGGCAUGUAUUUCUCUUCUUGUUCAUUUAUUUACUCCUCUCGGUCUUGCAGGUGUUUUAAUAUAUUACUAUGGAUUCAAGAGAAAGGAAGAGGUUGCGUGUAAAUAAGCGCCGACAUGAUCGCUACGCCUCCACGAAGCGUGCGUGCUCGGCUGCUCAGUCCAAAUCCUUUACUCUCUUCUCCUCUUGCUUCUUCUUCGUCGGCUCUGGGCGAUGAUGUUCCUGAUUCAGUAGAAAGGAAGAAAAGGUUACGUAGCGUGCUCACCUGUUGGCUCCACCUCCUCUGGUCCCUUCUCCUCUUGCGUCUUCUUCCUCUAUUUUCGGCAACGACAACUUGGGUUCCAAUCAUUUUUUCUACAAUUUUCUUGAUUCGUUUACUUUUUGUAAGUUCGUUUAACUCUUUCUGUUGCCCUUUUUUUGUUAACGGGUGCAAUGCUAUUUAAACAGCCUAUUUCUCAUUAUUGAAUAUUUUUCUUUCGCUUUAUACGCCGCUUUCUACUGCAUUUUGUACCGUUUUGUUGUUAUUUAUUAAAAUUUCUUUC
Molecule: messenger RNA, 832 nt
Organism: Erythranthe guttata (spotted monkey flower)
Lineage: Eukaryota; Viridiplantae; Streptophyta; Magnoliopsida; Lamiales; Phrymaceae
Source: RefSeq, a predicted model, not a curated record